UCUCGCGGGAUUACAGCGUGGACGGUCGCUCCCCCUCCCGGGCCCGGCGACGCGGGAGGGCGUGAGGCUGGGAGACGGGGGCUGCCAUGGGCGUGCAGGACCGGCCCCAGUGCUUCUUCGACAUCGAAAUCAACCGGGAGCCAGUUGGUCGAAUUAUGUUUCAGCUCUUCUCAGAUAUAUGUCCAAAGACUUGCAAGAACUUUCUUUGCUUAUGCUCAGGUGAAAAAGGAAUUGGAAAAACAACUGGGAAAAAGCUAUGUUACAAAGGCACCACAUUCCAUCGUGUGGUUAAAAACUUUAUGAUACAGGGUGGGGACUUCAGUGAAGGUAAUGGAAAAGGAGGUGAAUCUAUCUAUGGGGGAUAUUUUAAAGAUGAAAACUUUAUUCUCAAACAUGACAGAGCGUUCCUUUUGUCAAUGGCAAACCGAGGGAAGCAUACCAAUGGUUCCCAAUUUUUCAUAACAACAAAGCCUGCUCCUCAUCUUGAUGGCGUACAUGUUGUCUUUGGACUGGUUAUUUCUGGUUUUGAAGUAAUAGAGCAAAUAGAAAAUCUGAAAACUGAUACUGCAAGUAGGCCAUAUGCAGAUGUACGAGUUAUUGACUGUGGAGUGGUCAUUACAAAAUCAGCAAAAGACGUUUUGGAGAAAAAGAAGAAAGUGUCUUCUGAUUCAGAAGCUUCAGAUUCCUCGGCCAGCUCAUCAACCUUUUCAGAAUCAUCAUCUGAAAGUGAAAUUGAAAAUGAAAGAAGUAGAAGAAGAAAACGUAAGAGAAGAACUAAAACUAAACAAUCAAGAAAGCGAAGAAGAGAAGAGAGGAAGAAAGAAGAGCCAAGGUGUAAACGGACAUCAAACCAAAGAGGGUAUCAUUCUGACAAGAGGGAUGCAAAUGAGAGAUCGGUUGAUGCAACUACAAAAAGGGACAAACCUGUGGUACGUCCUGAAGAAAUCCCCCCGGUGCCUGAAAAUAGAUUUUUGCUGAGAAGGGACGCACCUGUUGUCAAUGUAGAGCCCGAGCCGAAACUUCUUGAUGUUGCACCAGUAUUGAGUGACCAGAAGCCCUCAGUCUCCAAAUCUGGAAGAAAAAUUAAAGGAAGAGGCACAAUACGAUACCACACCCCACCUCGAUCGCGCUCCUGUUCUGAGUCUGACAAUGAUGAGAGCAGUGAAACCCCUCCUCAUUGGAAAGAAGAAAUGCAAAGAUUAAGAACAUACAGAGAACCCAGUGGAGAGAAAUGGAGUAAAGGAGACAAGUUGAGUGAUCCUUGUACAAGCAGAUGGGAUGAAAGAAGCAUGUCCCAGAGAUCAAGAUCUUGGUCGCAUAAUGGCUAUUCUGAUCUUAGUACUGUAAGAUAUACCAACUAUCACAAAAAGCACCGAAAAGAGAAAAAGAAGGCAAAACACAAAAAGAAGUCCAAGAAGCAAAAACAUUUCAGGAAACAUAAACAAACUAAAAAAAAGAAACCUUCACUCUCAUCGGAGGUAGAAUCCUCUCGUUCUUCCACCAGGAAGGCGAAGUUGUCUUGUGAUAAUGAGAGGAAGUCACGUUCUUCCUCAUCUUCUAGACACUCAUCUAGAAGAGACUGGUCUAAAUCUGACAAAGAUGAUCAGAGUUCAUCAACUUUAUCAAGCAGAGAUUCCCGAUCAUACUACAGGUCCAGGUCUAGGUCUAGAUCCAGAUCCAGAUCAUAUUCCCGAAGAAGUUCUAGGUCAAGAACAGCAUCUAAAUCAUCGCGGUCUCGAAGCAGAUCAAGAUCUAGCUCUAGCUCGAGGCACCAGAAAACUGUGUCCAAUUCAUCACGGAAUACUGUAGCACGGUUAAAUGAAAAUAAGCCAAACAAGACUGAACCUGUAAGAGCAGCAAUACCACAGAGUGAUAAAGUUGUAGUACCCCCAGUUGUAACUGAAAGCCUUCCAGUUAUACCCUUAAGUGACAGUCCUCCGCCUUCCAGAUGGAAACCCGGACAGAAGCCUUGGAAGCCAUCUUAUGAGCGAAUUCAGGAAAUGAAAGCUAAAACAACCCAUUUAAUGCCUGCACAAAGUAGUUACAAUUUAGUAAAUAUUAAGGAAGCUAAUACUACUUCCUCCUACCAUAAGCAACGCAAGAGUUCAGGUAGCGAGCGAAGUGGCUAUUCAAAGUAUCAUAGUGACAGAAGUUCAGAUAGUUGGCCAAGAUCAAGGAGCAGAUCUUCUCGAAGUAGAUCCUACUCUAGAUCGUAUACAAGAUCGAGAAGUCCAUCUAGUUCAAGAACAAGAUCUCGGUCAACUGGCAGAUCCCAGUCAAUAAAUAAAUAUCGCAGUGACCAGUCAGGUUACAGCGGGUCUUCCUCAUAUUACUCCCUUAGCGAUGAAGAUCGAGGCAGAAGCAAAAGAAAAUCUGAGUCAAGUGAACAAAACUUCCAGUCGCUUAAGAAAAGGCAGAAAAGUAGCUCUGAAAGUACUCUUCCUUACAAAAGCUCUAAAGACUAUGACGAGUCGUCUCAAGGGCGAAAAGGAAGUGAGAGUAGGUCAUCUUCAGACUUUUCUACAGACAGUGAGCAUUCUGGUAGAAUUCAGACGGCCCAAGAAAAAGAAGGCCAUUUUCAGUCAGAAGGGGAGAAUCCAAAACGGGAUAAAAAUAAUCUGACUUCCGACAGAGCAGAGGAAAAAGCGAAGAGUGACUGGGAUAGUGCCCGUUCUAAAACAAAAACCUUCAAGGAGAAAUCUUCAGAACGGCCUAGAAGUGGUGCAAAGACCAGAAGAAAAACCUAUUCAGGCAGCAAGUGGGACUCCGAAUCAAAUUCAGAAAGAGAAGAAACUCGAAAUGGUCGAGACGAGUCUAGGCCUUCAUCUAGCAAAGAGGAAGGUGAGGCUUCCUCAGGAUCCGAUACAGAAGUUGGUCCUGUCAAAAGCAGGGUGAAAACGAAAGCAAAUUCUUCAGAAGGGUUCCUGGAUUCGGAUUGUACUUGGAAGACAAGCAAACGGCAGUCCUCCUCUUCAGAGUCGGAGAGUUCCCACUCUAGUUCAGCAAAUAUUAGAGGAAAGACCAAAAAACACAAGCACGCAUCCAAAAAAACUCUGAAGAAGUCACAUUCCAGAAAAGCCAAAGAAAAAUCAAAGGGGAAAAAAGAAAAGAAGCGUAAGGUUCAAAAACAAAAGGAAGCGUUUCACUGGCAGGCCCCCCCGGAAGGCUUUCCCCGGCCCCCGCCACUGGAGUUCGGUGAGGAGGAAGAGGAGGAUGCGAAUGAGCAGCCAGUUAUCAGGGAUGAAAAGGAAAAGCAAGUUGCCAAGGACAUUACAGAUAAGAAUCAACAAGCUUGUGAAAACACUGACCUGUGCCAAGAUAAAAAUGAAAAGGAUGAAAAGUCUUGUGGAGCUGAAAACCUCGCAAGUAAAAAUGUUGCUUGCAGCUCAUCACCAGACCAUAGUUACCUUAGUAAAGAAGACGGUGAAAAGAGCACUUCAGCUGCAACCUCAGAGAUAAAUGCGACGGCUCCAAACGGCAAUCUUAAAAAUGCCGAAGUAAGUAACCAGAAUGGGUCAGAAGAUGUCUUACCAACAGAUGACAACAUGGAGAUUUGUACUCCAGAUCGUAACUCUCCUGGGAAGGUAGUUGUGAACAUCUUGUCCCCCGUCAACCUGAAUGCUAAGCCUCAGACUUCGGAUACUAGUGUGAGCAAAGAGUUACAAACUGAGAGCCCGGAACCGAGCGCUGCCAAACAAGGAAACGUUAGGGAAUUGAUCAACAUGAAAGAAAAAAGAGAAAUAGGAAAACAAGAUAGUAACUCUGUCACUAUGCCCAUUGCUGUGGAAAAUGCCGUGAAAACUGAAAUAGGUGAAAGCACACAAAGCAGUAUGAUAGAUAACAAAUGGAAACCUCUGCAAGGUGUAAGCAAUCUACAGUCCGCUACUAAUAAUAGUGCUGUAGAAGUUAAAAGCGCUGCUUCGGCACCUGAGUCUAAACCGCAAGGCUUAAGAAUAGAAAUAAAAAGUAAAAAUAAAAUCCGGCCUGGAUCUCUGUUUGAUGAAGUUAGAAAAACAGCACGACUAAAUCGAAGGCCAAGAAACCAAGAAAGCUCAAGCGAAGAACAGUCUCCAAGUAGAGAUGACAACAGCCAGUCCAGGAGUCUGAGUAGGUCACGAAGUAAAUCUGAAUCUAAAUCCAGACAUAGAACAAGAUCUCUAUCCUACAGUCAUUCACGAAGUCGAUCACGGAGUUCCACUUCCUCUUAUAGGUCUCGAAGCUAUACAAGAAGUCGAAGUAGGGGACGGUACAGUAGGGAUCGGUCAAGAAGUCGGAGUAGCUCGUACCACAGUUACAAGAGUCGGAGUCGAACCUAUAGUAGAAGUCGAUCCAGAAGCAGUUCUUACGAUCGUCACAGUCGAUCCAGUAGGUCAUAUACCUAUGAUAGUUACUAUAGCAGAAGUCGUAGUCGAAGUAGAAGUAAGAGGAGCGACAGCUAUCGCAGAUCUCGAAGCUAUGACCGACGGUCCAGGUCUUCUGGCUCCGACAGUGAGAGUGACCGUAGUUACUCUAACAAUCGAAGUCCCAGCGAAAGUAGCAGAUACAGUUGAAAAUGUUUCCUUGGCAGUGUAGAUUGUGUUUACUAAUUCUAUAUCCAUGUUGUUAAAUACCUAUGACCUCUCAGUGCCAGAAGUGGAAAUGAAGGAUAUUUACUAAGCUGGGCGAAACCUGCUUAUUUUAACAAAUGUUUCACAGGAUGCAUGCACAUGAACGGAAACGUUGAGAACAAAUAACUCAAGUUAUUUUGUUUGAUUGAUUUACUUUUUUAUAUAUUCUUCCCAAUUUUUUUGUUUUAAUCAAAUUUUCUAAGCCAGGAGAUGAUAUUUAUGUAAAUUUGCUGGUAUUCCUUUUUGGGGUGCAGCAGCCUGUACUGUCUCCAAGUAUCCUUUUGGCGCUCAGCCUGUUAAUCAAAAAUACAUACCGACAACUGUACAACUGUGAAGAAAAAUACUUACAAAGGCUGCCAUCUGCGUAGCUUAUUAAAAUGCUUUUGAAAAUGCUGGAGCAUUAAUUCAUUAGUAUCUUGUACAUUCUCUGUUAAUCAAACAGCUAGAUGAUGAAAACAAAGGCUGCCGUUCUGUCUUAACUCUCACCCCAUUGUACGUUGGCAUUGGAGAGGUAGAGGAAAGCGAUGAGAUGCACCGUGCAGACUGCAGUAUUGCGGCUCAGUGUGCAAAGAAAAAGAUCAUUCAACUUUUGAUUCUUCACUUGCUUAAGAACUCAAAUGUUCUAAAGUGAUUUUUGUGACACUUAACAUAAAGGUUUUCAAAUAAGAAGACCUUGCUUCUAAGCAGUGCUAUUUCAAAUACAUGUUACUGUGCUAGGUGCAUGUCACUGCAUCUCUGAAGUUGAACAUUAUUUUAAACCUUUGAGUUGUAUCACAAAAAAAAAAAAACCCAAACAGUUUGAUAGAGUAAAACAUAAUGGCUCCUUCUGAACUGUUUGUAGAGAGAACAUUGUCAAAGGUGCAUCCCUCUAUUGUAGAGGGAUAUAUAGAUAUGGGACUAUGUACUGUUAAUCUGUAAAAUGCUAUUACUGUAAAAAUACUAACGCCUAAUAAAAAAUGUGUAUGGUACUUUGGACAUUUAAUACCAAAAAUGAAUCUACAUAUCAAUUAAUUGUUUGUAAACGGUUUGUUUUUAAAUUGGGGUGCAUUUACUUAAAAUGUUCUGACUCGGUUCAUUAUAAUUACUUGUAAAUUGUUCAAGUGUUUAGGAAUAUGUAUACUAAGGAGUGAUCUUGUUAUUUUUUUUUGAAAAUUUGGUUAAUAAUGGAAAAAUCUGACUAACAUAGCUUUAGCAGUGCAACUGAGUACGGAUGUAUUAUAGCAUGCCUUACUAAUUUUCUGUAAUUAUUUUGAGAUGCUUUGGUUUUUCCUCAUAAGUUUUGAAACAGUCAGAAUAUUUUUUUAUCCCAUCAGGAAACAAGCGCUUUGAAAUGUAGAAGUUUUGUUGUAACUUUUGUUUUUCUCUUAGUUAUCAACUCUCAUGCUUUGAUAGCAUGGAAGUACUAAAAAUUAGGUUCCCAGCUGAAACAUGCAAAGGACUUUAAUAUUUUCACCUUUCAUUUCAUCACGUGUUGCACUCUGCAUUCUGUUUGUGUCACAGGCUCACUUGAUAUGCAAGAUCCUGGGGAUACCCUACAGUGGCCCAAUGGAGAUACUAAUAUCCAGAUUUCAAAUGGCUCUUAAUCCCAAUUUUGUCAUUAAAUCCCUCUAAUUAAACCCUUUUAACUCUUUCUUAUAAACUCAAAAAAGAGGUUAUAUAUGCAAAAUCCAUACUUUAUAAAUUAUAGAAAUAGAUGUUUAAUGUUAAAAAGCAUUGCAUUCUAGCAUUUUUUUUGUGUUUACACAACCUUUUUUAAUAAGGUAACAAUAUGCCGUACACAAUUGUGAAGCAGGUAUUUUGUUGUGAACUAUACAUGAUACAGCUCCAUAAGAUUGCUCCCAGGCUAUGACUUCUGCCAUGUUUCUGGUCAGAGUUUAUCUGUGAAGCUGGGAAAAUACUGUACAAGAGAGAGACUUGUACAAUUUUUUUAAUUUUUUUUUUUUUUUUUUGGCAGCAUACUUUUGACUGCUGUUGUAUUUAAAAGAUUUUAAUGGUUCACAUCAGAAAUUGUUAACUUUAUAAAGGGAGGCACUCUGUUUUUCUAUUUUUAUUUUAAAUAUUGUAUUACAUUAAAUUGUGUUUCUAAUAGAAAAUGCACCAUUAAGCUGGUUUUAUAAUGUCUGUUUACUUAUUGUAAAUUUGUUUUUCUGAAGCAGCUGGUAUUUGAAAAUGUAAAAUAAACUUUUGUACAUACCUGCAAACACUGAUUUCUGUACAUGUGGGGAAAAAAAUCCUCCCUAACUUUUAGAAACCUUAAAUUAUACAUA
Molecule: messenger RNA, 6874 nt
Organism: Alligator sinensis (Chinese alligator)
Lineage: Eukaryota; Metazoa; Chordata; Crocodylia; Alligatoridae
Gene: NKTR
Product: natural killer cell triggering receptor
Biological process (GO): protein peptidyl-prolyl isomerization; protein folding
Cellular component (GO): nucleus
Molecular function (GO): peptidyl-prolyl cis-trans isomerase activity
Source: RefSeq, a predicted model, not a curated record